GACAUUCUACUUCCAAGUAUUGUGUUGGUCAGGAGURCAAAGACACAGAAGCAUUGAGUCUUUCGUUUCUUAUAGAAGGAAACUAUUUUCUUUUUUCGAAAGCAGAGUUAACGGAUAGCGUACUACACGUCGUCGAACGAAAAUGAAAUAUGCUAUCAGCAAAUUGAGCUGUCUAGUMUGGGGGAUUUGGGCAGCUGCAUAUGUGUCGGGUUUUGUUUCUAGAUCGACACCGGUGACCCGUCCCUCAUUGGGAGGGCUGCCAUUCUCCGACCAGUGUUUAUCGUAAGUUCCAAUAUGGUCCAAAACGAAUUUCGAUUGGAGCGUUUCUAAUUGGUGGUCUUUUCUCCUUCUUCUUGUACUAUCGUCAUCUAACUUCGCAAUUACACCCUUCGUAACACGACACGAUUGCGGCGUUGCGUUUGUUGAAAAUCUUGUUCUCUCGAAACAGUCGGUCCAAUCUUGUAGUCCUGUCGACCGCUACUCCCAACGAUACGAGAACUUCAAGAAAUAAUUCGUAUAACAGAAAUAGUAAUGGGAGCAGCUUUGGCAGUGGAAGAGGUAGCUUCGGAAGAGGACGUGGAGAUGGUCGCGGAAGAGGAGACGGUCGUGGACGAGGGCGUGGCAGAGGUCGUGGUGGAGGUCGUGGUGGAGGUCGUGGAGGAGGAGGAAGAACUCCUAUGCUGAAACUCGAAAAUCCGUUGAAAAUUCAACGCGUGCAAGCGGAGCCCCCGCAGCGAGAGUACAAUAAUGACAGGCGAGAGGAUGGUGGUAGAGGCCGAGGUGGCAGAGGCCGAGGUGGAAGAAGCGGAGGCAGAGGUUCUUCCCAAUCUUCAUCCGACGACGGUGGCAAAAAAGAAAGAUCAUCGUCGGGCAACAAAUUUAGUGCCGGAAGUAAGUAGAAAACGACAUCGUGCAAUGCAAGGCUUAGGGGACUCGGCUUUCCCGAUAGCUAUUGCACAUUGUUUCAAGGAGUACGAUUUUAUCGGUGCUUGUAAUUGUUGAGGAUGGCUUGGCACCAUCGCAGAUUUUCUUUCUUGGGAUUUUGAGCAAGYAUCAUCUUAGAUAUUGUACACGACACUUUCUCAAUUUGGGCCUUUCUUUUGCUUUCUGUUCAUCCGUAGGUGGAAGCGAUUCUGGUCCAAGUAGUGGAGGUGAUUUCGGUAGAAAUAACGAUCGACGAAAGCGAAACACUGGUGCAAGAAGGGCACCUGCUGAAGGUCGCGGGGACGGAAAAAAUAGAGGAAAGACUUCCCUACGACUUGGAACUUCUGGAAGACGUCAGAGAAGAACUUCGAGYCGCGGAAGUCUCAGGAAGAGGGAUCGMACAUCUGAGAGAGAAGCCAGGGCGGAAGCUGCGGAAAUCCGCAACACAGUGUCUCUGCCAGAGUACGUACAUUUUUCCGAAGAAAUUAUGUAAUAUUUUUCGCAUUAAUAAUUGAUGUCACCUUGCUUACCAAUCGAUUGAUCAUUUUUGCUGUGUCUCAGAGGUCCGAUUUCAGUUCAAGCUCUUGCCGAAAUUAUCGAUGAGAAACCGGUUGCAGUCAUCAAGUUUCUCAUGACUGAUUGUGGUGUUAUGGCAUCCAUGACACAAAAUCUUGAUCCAUCGACAUGCGUAGCUGUUGUUGAGGGAUUCGGAAAGAUUGUUGGAGGUGAUGACGAAGACGAGGAUGAGGAAGAUGAUGACUAUGACGAUGAUAGUGCUUUGGCAAUGGGUUUUGUGGUCGAAGAUGAAGACGAAGCGUUGAUGCAACCUAGACCUCCAGUUGUUACAAUCAUGGGRCACGUUGAUCACGGAAAAACUUCCCUCCUAGAUGCCAUCCGAAACACUCGAGUCACUGCUGGCGAGGCGGGAGGUAUCACACAACACAUUGCCGCCUACCAAGUCGAUCAUGAGGGACAAAGCAUCACGUUUAUUGAUACACCAGGUCACGCCGCUUUCACUGAUAUGCGAGAAAGAGGAGCUAAUAUCACAGAUAUUGUGAUUUUGGUUGUUGCUGCGGAUGACGGAGUAAAACAACAGACAGCGGACUCCAUUGUAUGCGCUAGACAGGCAGGUGUCCCUUUGAUCGUAGCGAUCAAUAAAAUUGAUCUCGAGACUUCGGAUCCGAACAGAGUUAUGACCGAAUUGACUGGUUACGAUAUUCUCACUGAGGAACUAGGAGGAGAUGUGUUGUCAUCGCAGAUUAGUGCCAAAGAAAAAACCAACUUGAAUGACCUUCUCGACAAGAUCAUGCUCCAGGCUGAAAUUCAAGAUUUCAAGGCAAAUCCUGAUCGGAAUGCGGAAGCUUUCGUAGUAGAAGCCAACGUCGAGACUGGACUGGGAACUGUCGCGACAUCUCUUGUGAAGAAGGGAACGCUUAAGGUCGGUGAUAUUUUUGCGGCUGGCGAGACUCACGGAAAGGUCCGGGCUCUUAUUUCGACGAAUGAUGGAAAGACAAGACUGAAAGAAGUUGGUCCUUCCACUCCUGUCCGUAUUGUUGGUUUUGAAGGCAUUCCUUCCGCCGGUGAUUCUCUUGUUGUUGUCGACGAUGAACAAACAGCAAGAACAUUGGCAGAGAGUCGCCAAAGGUAUGUAUCGUGCUAAUUGUCAUUUCGAAGUUUAUCUCCCAAUUAUUUGGAUUUACUAACAAAUUGAACACCUCAAAUCAAAUUUAUACCCACGCAGAAUUGCCCGUGAGAAAUCUUCGAAUUCUUAUCAGAAUGCCUUGAUGGACUCGGUUUCCCUUCAAUUUGGAGCAACUAAGGAACAGCGUUUCAUGUAUGUUCUCGUAAAGGCUGACGUAAAGGGRUCUGCUGAAGCUCUCACACGUGCUCUUCAAGAACUCAAGCUAGAAAACGACGAAGCAGUUGUUACCGUAAAGGUGCUUGUGAGUGAUGCCGGUGAGGUUUCUAAGAGCGAUAUUGCUAUCGCCUCGGUAACACCAGGAACAACAGUUAUCGCAUUUAAUGUUGCGGCCUCCAUGGCUGCGAUGGAUGACGCGCGUAUUCAAAAUAUUCCUUUGGAAUAUUAUAGCAUUGUUUAUGAUGCUAUUGAAUCUGUUGAGUCUAGAAUGCAAGAAGUCCUCUCGCCUACACCAACAGGUGAGUUCACGGGAGCUGCGGAAGUCCAAGAGGUUUUCAAYAUCGGUGGUACUGGUAAUAUUGCAGGAAGUCGCUGUACAGAGGGUAUUUUGCGAAAGGGAGGCAAUGUACGCGUUAUGCGUGGUGACAAGAUUCUCACAGAAUCUACUAUCAAGACAUUGCGUAAUUUCAAGGCUGAAACAGACACGAUCGAAGCCGGAAACGAAUGUGGAAUUGGCCUUGCUGACUUCGAAGAUUUCACGCCUGGAGACGUCAUUGAAUGCUACGUGGAAUAAUUGUAUUUAACAAACCAAAUUACGAAGU
This is a messenger RNA of Pseudo-nitzschia multistriata, 3384 nucleotides long. Lineage: Eukaryota; Bacillariophyta; Bacillariophyceae; Bacillariales; Bacillariaceae. The record is from the annotation of a GenBank genome assembly.